UACUUAUUCGAAUCUGUUUGUUUUUAUCCUUUCUGCUCUGUCGUCAUCUAUCACCCUCACCUUAUCCCCUUCAAUCAGACACACAAUCACACUCUGGAUUGUCUUACUAAAUUAAUUUGGUGGGAUAAGGUGCGUUGUGGCUAAUUUCAGACCAGCGUAAUGAUUAUUGCUCGUUUAUUGAUGUGAGGAGCAUAGUUCUUGUACUUUUUUGUCAGGUUAACAUUUGUUUUAUUGGGUUAUAAAGUUGAACGUUUCACUGAGCCGUGCUAUACCGACUAAUAAAUUAACUUCAAAGGAAUUGGUGCAUCACUUGAUGAAUGGGUCAGAGAAAGCACAAUCAGUCCCUCCAUUAGAGGAGAGCGCCCACGGAGAGACCCCGUCAAAACUAAUCACGCCGAUUAAGAUCAACGUCUCCCGCCGAGAGCGGGGCCAGCUGAAAGGCACGAGAUCUGUUGGUGCGGAUGCUUUGUAAACCUGUUGUAAAUAAUGUUUUGAUUGCAUAUUACAAAUGAAUGAGCAUACCUAUAUCUCAAAUACGGUAGUUGCCAACGUGUUUGUCCACAUCAGAUAUAAAACAGAUCUUUCUGAUCUUUGCCUAAGGCGCGUGGAGACACUCCGGAGCGUAAAUAGACGGUGUUUGAUUCUUUCUACUCUUGGCAGGCUGCAUUUCUCUCUGGCGCGCAAAGAAACAAGAUCGCAGGAGAGACAGAAGCAAACGCUCGUUUUUGAAGGCUAGAUGUUACAGGUAGGGCUCAGAUCCCAACGGAUGACACCUGAGUGUAUCUGGAGUGUAUGUCAGUCUUGGGAGGUAUGUUUCUGGAGCAGCGGCGGCAGCAUGACCAGCCGGCCCCUGGUCUCCGUCUCCCCCGCGUCUCCCCUGGGCUCGGCUGGCAUCCCCACCCCUGCCCAGCUCACCAAAACCAGCGCCCCCGUGCACAUAGACGUGGGGGGCCACAUGUACACCAGCAGCCUGGCCACGCUCACCAAGUACCCCGAGUCACGGAUCGGCCGGCUCUUUGAUGGCACCGAGCCUAUUGUGUUGGACAGUCUGAAGCAGCACUACUUCAUCGAUCGCGACGGCCCCAUGUUCCGGUACAUUCUCAACUUCCUACGCACCUCCAAACUGCUCAUCCCGGACGACUUCAAAGAGUACUUCCUGCUCUACGAGGAAGCAAAGUUCUUCCAACUGUCCCCGCUGCAGGCUGAGCUGGAGCGCUGGCGGAGCGAGCGCGAGGCCAGGAGCACGUGGCGGCCGUGCGAGUGCGUGGUGGUGCGCGUGGCGCCCGAGCUGGGCGAGAGAAUCACCCUGAGCGGCGACCGGGCGCUGAUCGAGGACGUGUUCCCCGAGGUGGGCGACGUCAUGUGUCACUCGGUCAACGCCGGCUGGAACCACGACUCGACCCACCUCAUCCGCUUCCCGCUCAACGGCUACUGUCGUCUCAACUCCGUGCAGGUGCUGGAGCGAUUGCAGCAGAGAGGGUUCAGGAUUGCCGGGGCGUGCGGAGGGGGCGUGGACUCCUCUCAGUUCAGCGAGUACGUCCUGCGCAGGGAAAGGAAGGGCGGUCAGCGGGACCACACCCUCAUCCGUGUCAAACAGGAGCCCCUGGACUAAGCCCCGCCCAGAAGAGAAGAAAACCAGCUCUAUGACACGCAGUUCUGUCUGACCCAAAGUUUGUUUUAGAAUUUUUGGGGACCAGAAAUGUGUAUAGUGACGUGACUAUGAUUGGAUGCUUGUCAAUAGCGGGAAAGCUGUAAAGAGGCACUUCCUCUUUCAAACAUUGGAACUUUCCAACAGGAGGUGUGACUCCUAUGAGCGCUGAAGGAAGCUCACAUCAGAAUUUUUACUCUGCUUUACUUUUCAUGAAUGAAUGUUUCAACUCACUAUCUUUCAAUGUCUGGUUUACCCCUCUGUACAAACAGUUUUUUGGGUUAUUGCCAAUUUUUUAUGUUUGUAAAAAGGACCGAUGCAGCACCUUUGGGUACUAUUGGAUACUCCAAUAGUAAGGGGCAAGGGGGUUCAAUCCUGGUCCUCGGGUCCGCUGUCCUGUAUGUUUUCCUGCUCCACCACACCUGAUUCAAAUGAAUGGUUGUUACCAGGCUGCUAAGCUUGAUAAUGAACAUUCAUUUGAAUCAGGUGUGCUGGAGCAGGGAAACAUCGAAAACAUUCAGGACAGCGGACCCGAGGACCAAGAUUGAACGCCCCUGCUCUGGUGUAUCUGAACAGGUAAAUAAGUUUCUUACGUCAAAAAAAGGACACAUUUACAUUGAAACACUUCACUUUAAAUAUCACAUCUAAAAUAGAUAAAUCAAGUCUUGUGUUCAGUAAAACAGUAUGAUGAUUCCAUUGUUGGACAGCUAUUGGAGAAAGCAGGUCAUGCAUGUCGUUAUGUCAAAAUAAAUCUGACUCCAUGACCUAAUGAAUGAA
Messenger RNA from Osmerus eperlanus (European smelt), 2425 nucleotides. RefSeq names its product BTB/POZ domain-containing protein KCTD1-like. Gene Ontology annotation, cellular component: nucleus. The transcript is spliced from 7 exons. Lineage: Eukaryota; Metazoa; Chordata; Actinopteri; Osmeriformes; Osmeridae. Gene Ontology annotation, molecular function: transcription corepressor activity; transcription factor binding. The record is from RefSeq and is a predicted model, not a curated record. Gene Ontology annotation, biological process: negative regulation of DNA-templated transcription; protein homooligomerization. Bases 737 to 1612 code for a protein of 291 amino acids.